This is a messenger RNA of Diorhabda carinulata, 345 nucleotides long. Its product is annotated as odorant receptor 46a-like. Gene Ontology annotation, cellular component: plasma membrane. Gene Ontology annotation, molecular function: odorant binding; olfactory receptor activity. The transcript is spliced from 3 exons. The record is from RefSeq and is a predicted model, not a curated record. Gene Ontology annotation, biological process: detection of chemical stimulus involved in sensory perception of smell; sensory perception of smell. Lineage: Eukaryota; Metazoa; Arthropoda; Insecta; Coleoptera; Chrysomelidae. Bases 29 to 310 code for a protein of 93 amino acids.
GAGGAAUUGGUUUAAUUUUGUACAACACAUGGUAUAUGGUUCGUCUAUGAUUUUUCAAAUAUUCUGCUACACUUGGUUUGGAGAAAAGUUUACCAGAAAGAGUCAAGAAAUCACUCAGGCUUGUUAUAUGUCAAGAUGGAAUGAAUGUGAUAUUAAAAUUCAAAAAAUACUACUUAAUAUCAUGACACGAUCCAUAAAACCUUUAUAUUUGACUUCUUAUAUAUUCGAUUUGACGUUACAAACAUUUAUUAAGGUUUUGAAGUCCUCGUAUUCUUAUAUGGCUUUACUGAAUACCAUAUAUAGUCAAUAGAUUCAUGAUUUAUGUGGUAGUUUACACAGUCUACA